UAAAAUGAUUAAUGACAACUAAUGACAACGACAAGGGAACUGCUGAAAAAGAAAUCGCUGUCUAUAUUAUCUGAAAUCAUCCUAAAUCCAGAACAGAGACGGAAGUGUUCGUAUAUAGAAAAGCUGCGAUUUUUGAGGUAGAAGACGAAGAAAGCUCUGUGACUCUUGAAAUGGAGAAGAAAACACUUAGAUGUGUUCGGUGGGGUUACGAAGUUAAUACCUAUUCUGAUGAUUGCAUCCACGCAAUUAACUCCUAUUUUCAACAGGUUCUUAGCUAUGGGAGGAAUAGGAAAGUGAUUCUAGAAGCGCCAAUCUACGAUAAAGAUUGUGUUUUGGGCAAUAUUUUAGCUGCUCAUUACCUUUCCUCAUCUGAUCCUACCAGAGCUAAUUCCUACGUUGAAGCUGCCACAUCCAAUCUCGAACAAUCUACACCUUAUGAGAAAGCAGUUUUUGAGGCUGUUACUUAUCUGAUCUCUGCGGACAGGGAUGAUGACUUGGCUUUUGAAAUGCACAUCGAGCUACUUAAAAGAUUCCCAAAGGAUUUGGCCUCUCUGAAGAGAGCACAGCUUUUAUGUUUCUACAUGGGUCAACCUGAACCCUUUUUGGGUCUUGUUCAGAAGGUUUUACCUGCGAAUCAAGAAGAAAGUUACAUACACGGUACGCUUGCGUUCCCAUUGUUAGAACUUGGUCGAAUGGAAGAAGCUGCUGCAGCUUCCAGAAAAGGCUAUGAGAUAAACAAAGAAGACGCCUGGGCACAUCACUGUUUAUGUCAUGUUCUUCAACAUGAAUGUCGUUUUAAAGAAGCAGUGGAGUUCAUGGAAGAACGCUCAGAGUCUUGGCCUCCUUGCUCAUCUUUCUUGUAUACACACAAUUGGUGGCAUGUUGCUCUUUGUUACUUGGAAGGAGGGGCACCAUUGAGUAAAGUAGAGGAGAUUUAUGAUGAUCACAUCUGGAAAGAAUUGGAGAAAGACGAUGCCGUUCCUCCUGAAGUUUAUCUCAAUGCAUUGGGCUUGUUGCUGCGUUUAGAUGUAAGAGAUGCUCUUGAUGGUUUUGAAGACCGUCUCAAAGUUGUUGCAGUUCGUUUAACUGAUCAGGCAAACUGGUAUUUGGAGUGGCACCUUGAUAUAUUGAUAGUUUGGGCAUUAGCAAAGGUUGGAGAGACUUCAAGAGCUCAUGAAUUACUUGAGGGUCUGAAGUUCCGAUUAUCAAAGAUGAAUAAGAAGAAACAACAAGUGAUGCAGAAAGGGAUUCAGCUCGGGGAAGCUGUGUAUGAGUUCGCAAGGGGUAACUACAAAGAGGCUUUAGAACUACUCGGGUCAGAGUUUAACGUCCUUGGUUACAAGAUCGUCGGGGCAUCAGAUGAACAGAUAGAUGUUUUCAGUGAAAUGUGGUGCCAGCUGCUGCUAAAGACAGGCCAAUCCUCGACUGCGGAAGAAGUGAUCAGAAAGAAGAUAAAGGUCAGAGAUGGUGUUCCCUUCAUCUGGCGUUUGCUGGAGAAGAGUUACACCAUGGAAGGCAAUGCAGAGGCUAGGCGUGCAGGAGACAGAGCUAAGAAACUGGAAUCCUCUUAUUUCUAAACUCUUCUUUAAAAACCAAAAUAAUGACUUAAUACAAUAUUGUACAUGUUUUUUAAUAAAUAUAAAAAGAGUAAAAUCUUUUUUUUUUUUUUAACUCGUCUGUAUAUCUUUCUACAUAUUUUCUAAAUUCCCAUAACUGUCAAAUUUUCCAUAUUUCUCCUUUACAUGUAUUAGUAACGCCUUUUUCACUAACCUAGCUUUUGCGUUUGUAGUACUCUAUAACAUUCGUCUCUGCUUCACAAAUCAGAGAAGAUACUUUGAUAAAAAAAUCUUGAUGUCCGAAGAACCGGAGAAGAAGAAGAUGGAUAUGGAGAUGGAAAGGAAACUGAGGAACCAAGAGAAGGCUAAAGAAAAAGAGAUGAAAAAAGCAGAAAGCUUUGGAGAAAGCAAAACUUAGCGAAGUUGUCAAGUCAGCAAAA
Camelina sativa (false flax) is the source of this 1996-nucleotide messenger RNA. RefSeq lists its product as uncharacterized. Gene Ontology annotation, molecular function: protein binding. Lineage: Eukaryota; Viridiplantae; Streptophyta; Magnoliopsida; Brassicales; Brassicaceae. The record is from RefSeq and is a predicted model, not a curated record.